Erigeron canadensis is the source of this 1743-nucleotide messenger RNA. Its product is annotated as sugar transport protein 13. Gene Ontology annotation, biological process: monosaccharide transmembrane transport. Gene Ontology annotation, cellular component: membrane. Bases 101 to 1657 code for a protein of 518 amino acids. NCBI's taxonomy places the organism in Eukaryota, Viridiplantae, Streptophyta, Magnoliopsida, Asterales, Asteraceae. The transcript has 5 exons. The record is from RefSeq and is a predicted model, not a curated record. Gene Ontology annotation, molecular function: monosaccharide transmembrane transporter activity.
AUAACAUUCACUGAUCACCUUUUCUUCCCCCAACACUUUGGCACCAUUUUCUCUCUAAGCUAAUUUUACUCGAAUAGUUUUUCACUUAAUAUAUAUAGUGAUGGCUGGCGGAGGACUGUCCGUGGCCGCAGCCGGAGGUGUCGAGUUUGAGGCGAAAAUUACGCCUAUUGUAAUAAUAUCAUGCAUUAUGGCCGCUACUGGUGGUCUUAUGUUUGGUUACGAUGUUGGUGUUUCAGGUGGAGUGACGUCUAUGCCCGAUUUUUUGAAGAAAUUUUUUCCGGUGGUUUAUAAAAAGACAGAAGAAGGUGAUCUUGGUAGUAAUUACUGCAAAUAUGACAAUCAAGGCUUACAACUUUUCACUUCCUCAUUGUAUCUCGCCGGACUUACAUCAACGUUUUUCGCGUCGUACACAACGAGACGGCUUGGAAGAAGGAUGACGAUGUUGAUUGCCGGAGUUUUCUUCCUCUUUGGAGUCGGUUUUAAUGCCGGUGCCCAAGACCUUGCCAUGCUCAUUGUUGGAAGGAUUUUACUUGGUUUUGGUGUUGGUUUUGCUAAUCAGGCUGUUCCAGUUUUCCUAUCAGAAAUAGCACCAACAAGGAUUCGUGGGGGCCUUAACAUUUUGUUUCAACUUAAUGUCACUAUUGGGAUUCUCUUCGCCAACCUAGUCAAUUACGGCACUGCAAAGAUUCACGGUUGGGGAUGGAGACUCUCCUUAGGAUUAGCAGGAAUCCCAGCAUUGCUCCUGACCGUAGGCGCAUUGUUGGUGGUCGACACACCCAACAGUUUGAUCGAGCGUGGCAAACUAGAAGAAGGAAAGGCGGUACUAAGAAGGAUCCGUGGAAUAGAUAAUGUCGAACCAGAGUAUUUAGAGCUCGUUGAGGCUAGUCGUCUUGCUAAAGAAGUGAAACACCCUUUCCGUAAUCUUUUACAACGUAAAAAUCGCCCACAACUUAUUAUUGCAGUUUCUCUCCAGUUUUUCCAACAAUUCACUGGUAUCAACGCUAUCAUGUUCUACGCCCCAGUUCUUUUCAACACAUUAGGGUUCAAGAAUGACGCUUCACUCUACUCGGCUGUGAUUACUGGAGCAGUAAACGUUCUAGCGACUAUUGUAGCUAUUUACGUGGUUGACAAACUUGGUAGACGGUUUCUAUUACUACAAGCAGGAGUCCAAAUGUUCUUGUCACAAAUUGUGAUUGCAAUAAUUCUAGGCUUCAAGGUUACCGAUACCUCAGAAAACCUUAGCUCUGGCAUUGGAAUCCUAGUGGUGGUCAUGAUUUGCACAUAUGUGGCUGCGUUUGCGUGGUCAUGGGGUCCAUUGGGUUGGCUAAUUCCUAGCGAAACGUUCCCUCUAGAGACAAGGUCAGCCGGUCAAAGUGUGACGGUUUGCAUCAACUUGGUGUUCACAUUUCUUAUAGCACAAGCGUUUUUAUCUAUGCUUUGUCAUUUCAAGUACGGGAUCUUCUUUUUCUUUUCGGGUUGGGUGUUUAUCAUGUCGUUUUUCGUUUGGUUUUUGGUUCCUGAGACGAAGAAUAUACCGAUUGAAGAAAUGACCGAGAGAGUUUGGAAGAAACAUUGGUUGUGGAAGAGGUUCAUGGAUGAUGAUGAAUACAUACAAGAUGAUUUGCCCAAGAAGAAUGGCUUUGAAGAAAAGCUAUAGAUUCAAAGUUCUUUUCCUUAGAACAAAAACAAUAGAGAAAAAUUGCUAAAACUACAUAAAUAAAGUAAGGGGGUUAUUUGGUUUUA